UCGAGGCGGAAGUUCGUAAGCUCUAAUCUAUCGAGAAAUAGGAUCCCGCCCGACCUCUUGCUGUAUUGCGGUCCUCGCGGUGCACGUGACGAGACACGACCGGAGGCGCGACGCGUCGCGUCGCGUUUGUUCGCGUUUACUGCAAGACGUGACGUUUCGAACCCUUGUCGUGUGCACUCGCUAGAUAGCCCAGUCCAUCUCUCUGUGUUGCUUUGCGUCACCUUGCUCGCUGGAAUGCCCGAAUACACCGAGGUCUUUGCUUGUCACCAUACUGUUCGCCGCUGGUUCGACGCUGUCGAGACAACCUCCGAGUCGACGCUCCAACUGCAAGCAAUAUGGGCAGAUGCGACAAAGAAGGAACAAGACCGUUUGAAGAAGGAUUGCCCCGGCAAACGAGGCUUUGUUUACAAGCUUGGGCCAAACUCCAAAGUCAAACGCGGUUCGAAGUCCGCACAGCAGCCAAUAUGGCCUCAUAUUGGUGGCCGUGCUCGUCCGUCUCUGGAGGGACUGUGCCUCUGCGAUGUUCAGCGUACGCCUCGCACGCUUGUUCUUGAUUUAGGUCAGCUUGCAUUCCAGAUACAGCUUCUGACGCACUGUAUGGCGCAAGUCUAUACGCGCGUACAAUGGGACCAGGAGAUCGCAGCGGUUAGCUGUGUAGAUAAUGCCCGAGGGUUCCGUGUUGGUAUAGGCCUUGACUUUGGAGAGUUCAUUGUCGCGUUUCUCACUCUUGAUCAGCUGUGGACUCCGCAUUGGGUCGUCCGUCCGGAAGGGACACUGCCGGUUCAACACCACGACAUCCAUGACGACUACCAUGGAUUCCUUAACAUGUUGGCAGAUUGUCUAGUGCAGGUGCACAAGGGUGGGUUUGCUGAGCACACUGCUCUGGCCACUACGUACCUUCGAGAGGAUAUGGGAGGACUUUGCGGCGGCCUAGGCACGUAUUCGGUAGUCGAGGUCUUUUUCAGAGCUGGCUUGUCAGUCUUCCUCACAGUGGGCGAGUUGUUCGCUUCCCCGUCGCGUUUGGCCCGUUUUUGUGCUGCGUUCUGGGUAUUUACGCACGAGGCACAUACUGAGAUACCAGCGUUCAUGAAGGAUGCUUUCAUAGGCUAUGUUCUUGCGCCGACAGAAGACCAGCGUAUCCAGUAUUCGUACCGCCUGCAUGUCCACGGAAAGCAGCAUGUGAGAGUUUCCGCGCGGAUGAAGCAGUUGCAAGUAACAUACGAGUCUAUCCUUGCUGAAUACACUCAGAUUGCUGAUGGGGCGGAGAGUCUUGAGAAUGUACCAGUGGCAGGAAUCCGUGGGCCGGAAAUCCAGCUGUACGAUGUCUUUGAGCCGACCUACGUUCAGGCCGCGCUGAUCAGGGAGACCGAAUCGCUCGGUCAUCUUGUUUUUGGACGUGAAUUCUGGACACGUUUGGGGCUGGGGAAUACGGAGGAGAAGACUGACCCACUCACUGCUAUGUAUCAGAAACUUGGGCUUCUGGAUACGUGUACGCACCUCGACCUCGAAGUUUAUUCAGAUUCUCUCUUUUUGUCGUCUCGGCAGCUCCGCGAGUGCAAGAUCGACACGAUGCUGUACAGGUGUUACAACAUAAGUUCGCAAAAAGCUCUGUGGAGCAUUACGUCUGUGUUUCCGCUAUCACUGGUACCCUUUGAGUCAUGGAGGUCUUUGGGUGGUACAUCCAAGUCAUGGGCUGUCACUUGUGACCGAACCUUCGACUUGGCACCCAAUGCUGAACGCGACGCGAAUACAUUCAUCAAUGUAGUCAAGGGACGCGACGUCGCUGUGGGCCCAUUGGAAUAUUGCGGACUUGGUCGUCGCAUUACUCGUGGAGGUCCUAAAGGAAAGAAGAAUUGCAUGUUAGUUGUAUGCCAGAAUAGCCCCGUUCUUCCAGAACACUUCCGGCAACGACAGCUUGCAAGUGAGCAGAAGAAGAAGGACGGUCGACACAAACCUGGGGUACGCAAGGUCGUGUCCAAGCGUACAAGCGGGCCGGGUGGUUGGCAGCCAAAGCUUGGUACAAAGCGCAAGUCUGAGGGUGCACCCGAGGAUCAGGCACUCCAAGAGAUUGUUCCUCCUGGGGAGAACGGGGUGAAGCGACGCCGCCUUCAUGCAGAUGCCAAGAUAGCAAUGGGGUGUAGUUCAGUAGCAUAGUACAUACAUUGAAUAUUGUGCGAAGUCCACCUGUGUGGGGACGGAUACGGCUGCAUCGCCUAGUUGUACCUCCACACCCUUCAAUUGCUCGGCAAGCACAUUCCCCAUCGAUCCAAACCCGCCUUCCCAAACCCGCCUUCACAGCCAGUCCUCGCAAGGCGACCCUUCCAGCGGCGACCUGCACGGACGUGUACGUGUACGUCCUGGAGCAGGUCGUUCACUUUGAGGAGACAGACGGUGCGUUGAACGUUCGCG
Messenger RNA from Rhodofomes roseus, 2409 nucleotides. RefSeq lists its product as uncharacterized. The coding region runs from base 235 to 2154 and encodes 639 amino acids. Lineage: Eukaryota; Fungi; Basidiomycota; Agaricomycetes; Polyporales; Fomitopsidaceae. The transcript is spliced from 11 exons. The record is from RefSeq and is a predicted model, not a curated record.